Molecule: messenger RNA, 2386 nt
Organism: Suricata suricatta (meerkat)
Lineage: Eukaryota; Metazoa; Chordata; Mammalia; Carnivora; Herpestidae
Gene: P4HB
Product: prolyl 4-hydroxylase subunit beta
Exons: 11
Coding region: 71-1603 (510 amino acids)
Biological process (GO): protein folding; response to endoplasmic reticulum stress
Cellular component (GO): endoplasmic reticulum; external side of plasma membrane
Molecular function (GO): protein disulfide isomerase activity
Source: RefSeq, a predicted model, not a curated record
CGGCCGGCGCGCGCUCUCGUGGCCUCGCUGUCCCGGCGGCGCCAACCGAAGCGCCGCGCCCGCUGUCGACAUGCUGCGCUGCGCUCUGCUCUGCCUGGUCCUGGCCGCGCUGACGCGCGCGGGCGCCGCCGCCCCGGAGGAGGAGGACCACGUCUUGGUGCUGCACAAGGGCAACUUCGAGGAGGCGCUGGCGGCCCACAAGUACCUGCUGGUGGAGUUCUACGCCCCGUGGUGUGGCCACUGCAAGGCUCUGGCUCCCGAGUAUGCCAAAGCAGCUGGGAGACUGAAGGCGGAAGGCUCAGAGAUCAGACUGGCAAAGGUAGAUGCCACCGAGGAGUCGGAUCUGGCCCAGCAGUAUGGGGUGCGUGGCUACCCUACGAUCAAGUUCUUCAAGAACGGAGACACCGCUGCCCCCAGAGAGUACACAGCUGGCAGAGAAGCCGAGGACAUCGUGGCCUGGCUGAAGAAACGCACCGGCCCGGCCGCCAGCACGCUGCCUGACGGGGCCGCCGCCGAGGCCCUGCUGGAGUCCAGCGAGGUGACGGUCAUCGGCUUCUUCAAGGAUGUGGAGUCGGACUUUGCUAAGCAGUUCCUGCUGGCAGCGGAGGCCAUCGAUGACAUACCUUUUGGGAUCACGUCCAACAGCGACGUGUUCUCCAAAUACCAGCUGGACAAGGACGGGGUUGUGCUCUUCAAGAAGUUUGACGAAGGCCGGAGCAACUUUGAGGGGGAGAUCACCAAAGAGAAGCUGCUGGACUUCAUUAAGCACAACCAGCUGCCGCUGGUCAUCGAGUUCACCGAGCAGACAGCCCCGAAGAUUUUCGGAGGGGAGAUCAAGACGCACAUCCUGCUCUUCCUGCCCAAGAGCGUGUCCGACUACGAGGGCAAACUGAGCAGCUUCAAGGCGGCCGCCGAGCACUUCAAGGGGAAGAUCCUGUUCAUCUUCAUCGACAGCGACCACACCGACAACCAGCGGAUCCUGGAGUUCUUCGGCCUCAAGAAGGAGGAGUGCCCCGCCGUGCGCCUCAUCACCCUGGAGGAGGAGAUGACCAAGUACAAGCCCGAGUCCGACGAGCUGACGGCAGAGAAGAUCGAAGAGUUCUGCCGCCGCUUCCUGGAGGGCAAGAUCAAGCCCCACCUCAUGAGCCAGGAGCUGCCUGAAGACUGGGACAAGCAGCCUGUCAAAGUGCUGGUCGGGAAAAACUUCGAAGAAGUUGCUUUUGACGAGAAAAAGAACGUCUUUGUGGAAUUCUACGCCCCGUGGUGUGGGCACUGCAAACAGUUGGCUCCCAUUUGGGAUAAGCUGGGAGAGACGUACAAGGACCACGAAAACAUCGUCAUCGCCAAGAUGGACUCGACAGCUAACGAGGUGGAGGCCGUGAAAGUGCACAGCUUCCCCACGCUGAAGUUCUUCCCCGCCGGCGCCGACAGGACGGUCAUUGAUUACAACGGCGAGCGGACACUCGAUGGCUUUAAAAAGUUCUUGGAGAGCGGCGGGCAGGACGGGGCCGGAGACGAGGACGACCUGGAAGAUCUGGAGGAGGCGGAAGAGCCUGACUUGGAGGAAGAUGACGAUCAGAAAGCUGUGAAGGAUGAACUGUGACGUGGAGGCCAGACCUUGGCGCCCAGACGCGGCACCUCAUGGCCGCACACCCAGCAGCGCGGCCUCCGGAAGCCGAGGCCCCUCCCCAGAAGGAGGGAACAUCCAUCGGAAAUGCAGGGAACUUUUCUGAAGCAACACUUCAUUCUGACACGUGUAAAUUUCAGCCCAUCACAUUUUGCUUUUCAAUUUUUGGAAAGGGAUCUAUCUCUAGGCCAGCCCAUCUUGGUGGGCCGUUUUUUUUUUUUUUUUUUUUAAUUGUGAUGUACCUUUUCGUACAUGGUUUUGUCCAAAGUGCUCGUUAAAAUGUCUUGGAAUCUCGGGCAGGUGAAGUCUCCUUCCUGUUAGGUUUAUACUAUCACUGCUAUACAUGCCAUUGGUGGGAUUUUUAGACAUUUUUGGACGUCAGGGUGUCCGUUCCACUCUGGCCGUGGCUCCCCGGAGGCCCCUGUCCCCUGCGCAGGGAGGGGCCCGGCCAGGCUGGACAGCCACUCUUCAUGCUGGUGUCCACGGCUACCCGUGGUUCCCACGUUGUCAGUGGGGAGUGGGGGGUGCAGGCCGAGCCCCCGGCAGCGCCCCUUCCUUCCAGAGCCAGGCUCCCCGUUCUGUGACUUCCAGGGUGGCCUGAGGCCUGCACCAGGUAGAACCAGAACCCUCUAUUUCCAGGCUGGGAAACGGUCAAGAGUGCUUGAGCCGAACCAAAUGUUGACAGUUUUCAGGCAUUUCUACCACAAUAUUGGAAUUGAACACAUUGGCCAAAUAAAAUUGAAAUUUUACUAUCUCUCA